This is a messenger RNA of Drosophila mojavensis, 1263 nucleotides long. RefSeq lists its product as uncharacterized. The transcript has 2 exons. Bases 472 to 792 code for a protein of 106 amino acids. The record is from RefSeq and is a predicted model, not a curated record. Lineage: Eukaryota; Metazoa; Arthropoda; Insecta; Diptera; Drosophilidae.
ACAUCUGGUAAGUUACGAAAAGCAAAAAUAUUGAAACGAAAAAUACAACUGACAAAAUUUUAUUUCGUUUUAUUUGCAAAGCGGAGCACUCCAUAAAUUUUCGGGCGCUCAAUAUUGUUUCAGAUCAUAAAUCAUGGCUGCAUUUGCGUACGGACGUACAUUUCAAACACACACACACACACAUAUACAUAUGUACUAUAUUCACACACGCAGCUGCAUUCGUAUGGCAGAAGGUUUGAGGCAGUGGAAACUCGGGUACUCCAUCUGCAUCUGCAAUGGCCCAGACACCGACAGAAUGUACCUUGUAUCUGACAUUGGGCUGCAGAUGCAGAUGCACUGCAAAAAAGCGCACACUAAAACAACAACAACAGCAGCAACAACAACGACAAGCUAAAGGCCAACAGCAACAGCAACAGCAACAACAACAACAACAAUAGCAACAUGCAUUCAUAGUGCAUUUGUAUAAAGUCAAUGCCGCUGCACUUGUGCCCCGGCGUAUUCGCAUCCGCAUCACGAGCUGCACCCCUGCCCCACCCAGUCCACCCCCUUCGUUGCGUUGGCGUAUGGCAUUCAAAUGCAGUGGGAACGGGUGACGGGGGACGGGAGACGUGCUUCGGGUCUAUAGGCUGGCCAACUGAAGUGGUCUGCAAAUUCACAUUAACGCAAAUUCCAACACACAGAUACAGAUGUGCAAACAGAGACACAGACACGGACACAGGCACAAAUACAUUUACAGCUGUGGCUGGAUUUGGCGGAGUCUCCGUCACACAGUCGGAACCGGAGCUGGAGUAAUUGAAGGAGUCAGCUCUCUGCAGCCAGCCACAGCCAUAGCUACAGCUGCAUAGGCAUUCGCAUUCGCAUUCGCACUCGCACUCACAUAUUUGAGAUACAUAAAUCUUGCGGAUGAGCGUGUGGCACUGCUGCCGGACAGCCAGCUAGCCAGCUAGCCAGCCAAGUGGGCAGCUACUGGGCUAGAGCUUGGCUGACUGGCGAUUGGGGGUCAGCAGCAGCUGUGCUUCAGUCGGCGUGGGUGCAAAUAUUGGAAAUAUUUGGCCAUUGAAACGAGCAGGCAAGCAAAAGAAUAGAACAACGGCCCGCAGACUAAAUUGAAACUCUGAAUUUUUGUGUACCGGCACUCAAAAGUUAUUAAGCUGGCAAUAGAAUUGGAAAGGAAUAUAUAUAGCCACCAUAGUCAGCUCAUAGAGAAGACUUAAUGUGAAAACGAUUUUAAAGAAGUUUUCCAAUUAAUAUUUAAUAUACUUA